Messenger RNA from Antechinus flavipes (yellow-footed antechinus), 5687 nucleotides. RefSeq names its product TAFA chemokine like family member 4 (gene TAFA4). The transcript has 3 exons. The record is from RefSeq and is a predicted model, not a curated record. The coding region runs from base 3 to 317 and encodes 104 amino acids. Lineage: Eukaryota; Metazoa; Chordata; Mammalia; Dasyuromorphia; Dasyuridae. Gene Ontology annotation, molecular function: receptor ligand activity.
GUAUGUUUUUGUCCAUGUGUAUCUCAGGGCACCAGGUUAAGCAAGGGACGUGUGAAGUGGUCGCUGUGCACCGUUGCUGCAAUAAGAACAGGAUUGAGGAGCGAUCUCAGACUGUCAAGUGCUCUUGCUUCCCGGGGCAGGUGGCUGGUACAACGAGGGCUCAGCCUUCCUGUGUUGAAGCCUCCAUUGUUCUACAAAAAUGGUGGUGUCAUAUGAAUCCAUGCCUAGAUGGAGAAGAUUGUAAAGUGCUUCCAGAUUAUUCUGGCUGGUCUUGCAGCAGUGGCAACAAAGUCAAAACUACUAAGGUCACCCGGUAGCCCAGAAUUAGCUGUGCUUUCUUGUUGGUGAGAAGAACACAUGUGCCAGCAUGCUCAUUCAGAUGAUCACGUAAACCUUCUGAAUGAAGAUUUUCUUGGACUUGAGGAAUUUGAGUCUCCAAAGAGGCAUCUUGGAUGGCAACAUCUCCUGUCCGCUCUAGCACCACUUGCUUUUUAGGAUGUCUCCUGUUUGGGAUAGUGCAAAUUUAAGAAAACUGAAUUUGUCUCUUAAAUAACACAUUCUGGAUUCUCACGGAUUAUAAGUUUUUGAGAAAUCCCCUAAAGUGGGUCAAAUCUAAGAAAGUUUGAAAGGAAAUUGCUUCUUUCAUAAAAGUGAUUAUUUUGAUUACCAAGGAGAAAUGGUUGAAUUUGAAACAACCCACAGCUGUUCUUUAUGUGUAUAUAUAUAUAUGUAUUUCCCCCCAAUAUACAGUGCAUUGGCUUGGGCUGAAAUUUACCAAAUAUCCAAUGGACUUAAAGGAAGAUGCAAGGAAAGCAUGUUGUCAGUGAGUUUUAUGGAUAUGGAUCAAUGAAAUAGGGGAAGCAAAUUUUAUGAAUCUCUAGCAUCAGUGAGCUCUAUUUUUUGGUUACAAUAUGUGUAAUUUCCCUCAUCAUUUCAAAUUUUGACUUGUUGGGAAUAGAUUGACUCUUUUAGUAACUGUUUGUUAGAUAGAUAAAUAAUUGAGUUUGAAUUAUUCUUCAGGUGUUGACUUCUGAAUGUGAAAUAGUUAGGCGUUAGUGCAACAUCUCUCUUCUUAGAUUUGUUAAUGAGAUCCCUAUUAAGGGCAGAUAUAUAAAGAGAGGAAGUUUUGUUUAGAUUUUCAGGCUUUCAACUAUAUUGGAAGAAGUUAUUUAAAAUUCAAAAAUAUCUCUGUUCUAGAUGAAAAAGAAUGAUCUUCCCUUGAUCCAGUUUAUGGUAAUUAUAAGAAUUCUGCAUUCAGUUCUUUAACAGAACCAAUUGUUUAAAAUGCCCACUUUUGGGAGGGAGAUAAUGAUUUCAUAUUACCUUAGAUGUUUGUCCCAUUGUUUUCCCCAUUGGUGCAUUAUUCAUCUUGUUUCUGGAAAUGUAACUGUCAAAGGAAGUGAAAUUUGAGUUCCUUUUCCCCUAGCUUUAUUAUUUUGAAAUUCAGAUGCCUCAAAAUAGACCAAAAUACAGUGAUGCAAAUGUGCCGAUAAAUGGCUGUUGACCCAGAUGCCAAGUGCAUAGCGUUUAUGAAUAUGUACACACUAUUCUAAUAAUAUGGGACUGAUUUUUUUAUAUCUUCAGAAAUGCCAAAAACUUAUACUUUGUUGCACUAAUUUAGUCCAUUGUACACAUUCUUUCUAGUUUAUGAGCAGUAGCACUAAUAUUGUAAUGCUGUUUAUAACAGUGACAAUUAAAAUUUGAUUUUGCUCCUGUAGAAUGAUAAAAGUUGAGUGCAGAAAACCAGUUGUGUGGAUCCAUUGUUUGUUUUUUAGGCUUUUGUAUUUUAAUUUUAAACUUUCCUACUCUUAGGUUCCUGGUAGAUGUAUUUAUUGGUCAAUAAGUAAAAAACAAAACAAAACAAACAAAAUCCUUUUUUGCUGAUGUUUGAAAGAGAUGUGAUUAUUCUAGACUGGAGAUAAGUGUGCACAUUCUCAAACAUCAUAGACUUUGCAUUUAAAAAAAACCUGCAUCUCUUGUCUAAGUAGGAAGUGCAGGGUCUACUCAUGGGACUGAUCCCCUUGUUGAUUGGUAUAAAAACUUAAAUUUUCUCCGUUGGGACUGAUUCAUCCGUCUUUAGGCAACCUGUGCUUCUUCUCUUCCUGCCUCUUGGGAUUUCAUCACAUUAAUGCUAAACUUACUGCAGACAUAGCCUGUUGAUGCUCAGAAUUCUUCAGUUUGAGAUCUGACAGCCUCUGACUCCUAGUUAACUGGGAUUAUAGUCAUAUGUCACAAGUCCUAGCUUUGGAAAUUCAAUGAAUUAACAAAAAAGAGGGGGCAACCUUAAAAUCUAAGUCAGCCAUGCUUUUGAUAAAGAUAAAUUUUUUUUUUAUUUACCAAUGAUGUGUCAUGAAGAGAAGAUUAGUAAAAAUUUACAAAUGUCACUCCUAUGAUUUUUCAUUGUACAGUUUAUUCUUGGUCUCUUCCCUCUCCCUUCAACAUAACUCUUUCUUACUAUCUUAGGAGAAUAAGUAGAUUUGGAGCUAAAAGCAGCAUGAGCCAUUACUUAGUUCACUCACCUCAUUUGACAUACGAAGAAACUGAGGCAGUGAAAUGAUUUGUCCAAAGUGAUACAGAUAAUUAAUGACAAAAGGAGAAUUUUUUUUUCUGUUUCAUACCUAUAUGUAAAGGAUCCGUGAUUUCUGUGGGAGAGCUUGCUUGACCAGGGCCCAUUGUAAUGUGUCUAUGACUUUAAGACCCAGAGAGCUGCCUGAUGUUCAGUUAGGUUUAAGUGAAUCUCCUAGCCAGUAAAUGUCAAAGAUGGGAUUUGAGCCUGUGUCUUUAUGAUUACAAACCCAGCACUAUUCAGUUAUGCUAUCUUGUCAUUUAUGAUUUUAGUAUCAAUGCCAUUAGUUGGAAUAACUAAAUAACUAAAAAUAUUACCAUGGACAAUUUUUUGGUAAUUUUUCUUCAGGUAAGAGAGGUCUUAGUAUUUCCUACUGUCUCUUCCAUAUAACAUUUUUAAGUGGAAAUUUUCUUCUUUUUUUUUUCCAUGUCCCAACUUGUUUCUUUUAAUUAAUGGUUCCUUAUGUUCCUAUUCAGUCAGAGAAUAUAGAAAAAUACUUCAAGGCCUCUGAUUUAUAUAAUUGGUAUCAAAUUCAAAUAGAAACCGGGGCCACUGAAGCAUACAUAAGAAUUGCUGUAAGCAGAAUAGUCUUAGAAACUACAUGUUAGCAUUAUCUAGAUUCUAUUAUAUUUUUGUUUAUUUUAUUAAAUAUUUCCUGAUUAUUUUUUAAUCUCAUUGGCAUUGAAGAGUGUGGAAGGCAAAAGGCUUGAUACUUUUGCUCUCCAUUUACAAAUCUUAUUAUUAAAAUUUUAAAUUAAAUGAGUUUAAUUGUGCCAAUAAAUGAGUCAACAAAGGAGUGAUAAAAUGAUAAAGGCAUCUCAAUCAGGUAAUACAGGAUAUACAUGACAUCUAGGAAUACAAUGAUACACCCAUUGUACACAGCUGUCAUUAGGUGACAUCAGGAGUAUUGCAUUUAGUCCUGAUGCAAUAUUUUAAGAAGAACAUUGAUGAGCUAAAGAAUUCCCAAUCAGCAUGAUGAAAGGCUUUGCACUUAUGCCAUAUCAGGAUUAGUUGGAAAUACUAGGGAAAUUUAUGUUAGAAAAGAGAAGACUCAGGGACAUGUGAUAUGAGUCUUAAAAAAUGGAUAAAGGAGACAUUUGUUUUGUUUGGUCCCAAAGGUCAAAAGUAGAAAUGAUAGAUGGAAGAUGCAAAAUGAUAAAUUUAAUCCUGAUGCAAAGAAGAAGCUAUAUGGCUUAAUGGAUAGAAUGCUAUAUCUGAAGUCAGGAAGACUCAUCUUCAUGAGUUUGAAUAUAGCCUUACCCAUUUACUAGCUGUGUGACCCUGGGUAAGUCACUUUACCCUGUUUGCCUCAGUUUCCUCAUCUGUAAAAUGAAUGGGAGAAGAGAAUGGCCAACUACUACAUGAUCUUUACCAAGAAAAGCCCAGAUGAGUUGAUGGAGAGUCAUGCAUGGCUGAAAUAACUGAAUAACAAACGGGAAAACUUCUUAUCAGGUAGCACUAAUCCAGAAUGGGAAGGACUACCUUGAAUCCUCUUACUGCACAUUUUCAACCAAAGGCUAUACACUUAUUUAGAGGGUAUGUUGUGAAAACAUUGAUGGGAUUAGAUGCCAGCUUCUUAAACAGUGGGUUGUGACCUCAUAUGAGAUCUUGUAAUUGAAUAUGGGGUUUAUGAAAUUAUGAUUUAUUAUUAGUAAAUGUUUGUUUGACUUGUAUGCAUAUUUUAUAUAUCUAUAUAUCUGGAGUUAUGUAAAAAUUUCUAGGGUGAAAAGGUAUCACAAGUGGAAAAAAAGUUUAAGAAGCCCUGGACUAGACAACCCUUGAAAUCUUUUCUAAUUCUGAGAUUCUGUAGUUAUUACAUUAGUCAUUUAUUUAGCAGCUAUAUAUACAACACUGUGGAUAGAAGUAAGAAUUGUUAAUUGAAAAGGAAAUUGUGUGGAUUAUGGAAAAGAGAUACAUGAAAAUAAUAUUGUGAGACAUUUAAAGGAAACCACACUUUUGCCUCAUUUAUUUGUAUAUUUUGGGCCAAAAUAUUGAUGUUCUACGUCAUCUAGAAAACUGUCUCAGUUUUCCCUUGUGUAGCUACAACUCCGGUGCAAAUUUCUUGCUUUAUGGACUGAGUUAAUUCUUUGAAGACAAGUAAAAUUCUUUGCUCAGGAAGGGGUAGUCUACUAAGAGGAAUCCUGCAGACUUCAAAUAGAUACUGCUUUCAUGUGGGAAAGAAUUUACACAAAUAUAGGAGUAUUGACUCACAGAAAUCUUAUAGCUCAUAAAGGACUAGGAAAAAUGAUAAUACUUUACUUUAUGGGACUUUUUUGAGGGUGAAAACUACUUCUAGAGAAUAAAUUGGGCAUUUGGGGAAAGUGUCAGAUGAUUCUGCUGCCAUUAAGUGAAUUAUCUCUUUGGGGUGGGUGUCCCUUUUUAUCCAGUUUAUUAACUCUCUGGGUCCUAUUAUGCCUCCAUCUUUGAAGAAGCAUUUUGUUGCCAUCAUCCCUAUUGUUUUUCUGUUGGGAAUUAAGAUAGAGAUGUAUUUCUAUAGCUUCACAGAAUUGGAAGCUGAGACUGAGACUCAUGGAUAAAAUGCAGCUGGUCAUGUGAGCAAGAAUAAGUGAGUUCUAAAGUGUCAUGAUUCUUGGUAAUAUCUCCUCUUCUCUAGAAACAUAAAAUCUGUGUAAGAUCUUACAAGACUUGCAUUUUGAGGCCUGAGAAAUAAUGGUGGGGCACUGUAGCAUAGUUCACUGGGAAGAAGGCCACAAUCAGAACAUGAAAAGGAAGUUUACAGCUUACUCUCCCAUGAAAACUGUGUGAAAGUUGUCGACAUCUACCCUUGUUUUCUAACAUUCUCCAAUUCUAAUCCUUUUCUUGGUUGUGUAAAUUGUCAAUUUCACUUAUUUUAUGCUAGGUGUUGACUUCUCAGGACAGUUUUAAUCCAAUUACUAUCCAGGUAUCCCAACAUGUCCAACUUCUGCCCUCAGAACAAAGGCAUCCUUUUGAUAGCUGACUCUGAGCUCUGGGACAGUGAUCAAUAGUAAGAGCUCUGCUUCUUGAUCUCCUUUUUUUUUGGGGGGGGGGAGACGAGAUAGAGUAAGCCUCAUAGGAUGAACAUGUAUGAAUGUGUUGUGAUCUGGAUCUCAUGUUACAUUAAAUUAUCUUUUUUGUUGAA